AUGCCUGAUGCACCGAAACCCGCUCCCAAGAAGGGCGCCAAGAAAGCUCUGUCCAAACCGGCGAGCAAGUCUGGCAAGAAGCGCAAGAGGACGAGAAAGGAGAGUUACGCAAUCUACAUCUACAAAGUGAUGAAGCAGGUUCAUCCCGACACCGGCAUCUCCUCCAAGGCCAUGAGCAUCAUGAACUCGUUCGUCAACGAUAUCUUCGAGCGAAUCGGGGGUGAGGCUUCCCGCCUGGCUCACUACAACAAGCGGUCCACCAUCAGCUCCCGGGAGAUCCAGACCGCUGUGCGCCUGCUGCUACCCGGGGAGCUGGCCAAGCACGCCGUGUCCGAAGGGACAAAGGCGGUGACCAAGUACACCAGCUCCAAGUGAAGGCAAGUUUGCUGACAAAACAAACCCGGAAAUCAAAGGCUCUUUUAAGAGCCACUCACGGUUUCAUUAAAAGAGAUACAGACUAUUGAGAUAUGAAAUUGAGGUAGGUUUGGAUUUUUUUGUUGGUGAGGUCUUUCAGAAUUUAAUCUCCGUCAAUCAGAAUUUGCUGUCCACUGGCCAGUAUAAUCCCGAUUUCUCUGUUACAUUCCUGUGUACAGGCACAGGAUCGUUACGCACC
Molecule: messenger RNA, 613 nt
Organism: Hypanus sabinus (Atlantic stingray)
Lineage: Eukaryota; Metazoa; Chordata; Chondrichthyes; Myliobatiformes; Dasyatidae
Product: histone H2B 1/2-like
Exons: 1
Coding region: 1-375 (124 amino acids)
Cellular component (GO): nucleosome
Molecular function (GO): protein heterodimerization activity; DNA binding; structural constituent of chromatin
Source: RefSeq, a predicted model, not a curated record